CUCUGCGUAUGACGUAGGCAAUGCUUCAGCCAAUGGUGAAGAGCCUCAUUUGCUCUGCGUAUGACGUAGCCUACUGAUAGCCCACUAGCUGGUUUGCUAACAAGAAAGAAGAUGGAUUCUCCCAUACUGGAACCAUCCCUGUACACUGUCAAAGCAGUACUGAUUCUGGACAAUGAUGGGGACAGACUCUACGCCAAGUAUUAUGAUGACACAUACCCAACAGUAAAGGAGCAGAAGGCGUUUGAGAAGAACAUAUUCAACAAAACACACAGGACAGACAGUGAGAUAGCAUUACUGGAGGGCCUCACUGUUGUGUACAAAAGCAACAUAGACCUCUUCUUUUAUGUGAUUGGAAGUUCCCAUGAAAAUGAGCUUAUGCUCAUGGCUGUUCUUAAUUGCCUCUUUGAUUCACUCAGUCAGAUGUUGAGGAAAAAUGUUGAAAGGAGGGCUCUGCUGGAGAACAUGGAGGGGCUUUUCCUGGCCGUGGAUGAGAUUGUAGAUGGAGGGGUGAUCCUGGAGAGUGACCCACAACAAGUAGUGCACCGUGUUGCUCUUAGAGGGGAUGACGUGCCUUUGACGGAGCAGACAGUCACACAGGUUCUUCAGUCGGCCAAAGAACAGAUCAAGUGGUCACUUCUACGAUAGUCACCUCUGCAUCAGACUACCAGUGGAUCAUGGCACUGAUCCACAUACUCCUUUUCCUCUCAUUUCUACUCCCUAAAUCAGAGCUGUGAGGAGUUCCACUGGGUGAUCCAGUCACACUCCCAGGACUGCUAAUACUUGACCUUGUUUGAUUUUCAUAUUUUCUCCUCAUUCUUUUUGCACAGGCUUGCAUUAUGUGACUUAACCAACAUGAGGAUAAGAUUUGUUGUACAUUCCAAUACCAGGGCUGGUCUGGCCUGCUUUGUUACAGAACCUGGGUGCUAGUAAAACCAGCGUGUCUGUCCAUAAAAUAAAGAUAAUCCUCAUUAUAGCCUGCGGGAACAUUCCAUGUGUCUCCUUAAACAAGAAUUUGAUCCACACCCUGUCAUUUCCUUCAGAUUACUGUACAAAGUAUUGAGCCACUGUUUCUAUCAAUCAAUCAAUUAACAUGGAUAUUAUGAUCAAAAAGUGUGCAACUAGUACUGAACUCAUGUCCCUGACGACAGAGGUAUAGUGUGUCGUGGGAUGUUCUAUCAGCUGAUACUUUAAUAAAUGUUUGUUGACACUGGCAUGUGAAAA
This is a messenger RNA of Notolabrus celidotus (New Zealand spotty), 1221 nucleotides long. It is a transcript of the gene copz1, whose product is annotated as COPI coat complex subunit zeta 1. NCBI's taxonomy places the organism in Eukaryota, Metazoa, Chordata, Actinopteri, Labriformes, Labridae. Gene Ontology annotation, cellular component: COPI vesicle coat. The coding region runs from base 112 to 645 and encodes 177 amino acids. The record is from RefSeq and is a predicted model, not a curated record. The transcript has 9 exons. Gene Ontology annotation, biological process: retrograde vesicle-mediated transport, Golgi to endoplasmic reticulum; intra-Golgi vesicle-mediated transport; intracellular protein transport.